Messenger RNA from Dunckerocampus dactyliophorus (ringed pipefish), 1576 nucleotides. RefSeq names its product DnaJ heat shock protein family (Hsp40) member B9a (gene dnajb9a). Gene Ontology annotation, cellular component: endoplasmic reticulum. Gene Ontology annotation, molecular function: protein-folding chaperone binding; misfolded protein binding. Bases 413 to 1051 code for a protein of 212 amino acids. Lineage: Eukaryota; Metazoa; Chordata; Actinopteri; Syngnathiformes; Syngnathidae. The transcript has 3 exons. The record is from RefSeq and is a predicted model, not a curated record.
UGAAUGAAAGCACCAAUAUAUGGAGCCCCGGACACAAAAAGUUCGUUCUUUUUUUUUUUACCCAUCGCAUUUUUUCUCCAUGUCCCCUCCGGAGCUCCGUAGCAAAGCAAAAUGACAGUAAAACGAUUUGAAAAAUACCUUCAUGAAAUGAAAGGUACUUCAAAGCCAUAAACAAACAACCGGGUUACUCUUGUAGUGUUGUAGUACUUACCAAAAGGGGCAGUAAUGUGUACACAUGGCCGGUCGCCAUGCUGUCCACGUCGACGGCCAACGAAGAAGAAGUGAUCGCAACGAUGGCGCCAUGUUCCGUCGGUUACAUUUCAAGCUAAUAUCGUCAUGUUUAACUCUGGUCAUUAAAUAUCUAUUACACUCCAGCAUCUUGGCUUGCACUUUGGCUAAUUAAAGGUGAGCAAUGGCCAAUGCACAGUCAGCUUUAAAGUUAGCCGUGUGCCUCCUCAUGAUAACAGAGCAGCUUCUAGCUAAGAAGGAUUACUACGACAUACUGGGACUGUCUAAAGAUGCCACUGAGCGGCAAAUAAAGAAAGCUUUUCACAGGCUUGCCAUGAGGUAUCACCCCGAUAAGAACAACAGUCCGGAUGCAGAAACCAGAUUCAGGGAAAUUGCAGAAGCUUACGAAGCGCUAUCAGAUGCCACCAGAAGAAGGGAGUAUGACCAGUUUGGCGGUAGCGCUUCAUUUUUCACCAGAGCCGCGCAGCAGGGACAGAGAUGGGCUGCCCACCAGUCUUUCAGCUUCAAAUUCGACGACAUAUUCAAGGACUUUGACAUCUACAGCCACAACAGGCACGCCCGCCACAGAAGACACUUAGACGAACACUCCCAGCAAGAGCCCCACGGCCGACACAAGAGACAUUUUCAAGGGACGGGUUUCUUUGACGACGUGUUGGACGACGUAGAGAGAAUGUUCACCUUGCACAGACACCCCAAACAGACUGAAAACGUGUUUCACAGCACGUCCAAGCAGCACUGUAGGACAGUGACGCAGCGCAGAGGAAAUAUGGUGACCACAUACACAGACUGCACUGCAUCCUAAGAUGCAACAUUUCAAUAUGCCUUGCUGGCAUACAAUAUAUUUGUGACGAUACCCAGUGGGUUGGGUUAAUAGUCAUUUUUUCCCCAUUUUCUGCUAAGCUGACUUCAGUUCUGCCAAAGAGACUAAAGCAAUCAGAGCUCCUGUAACCAAUUAAAUAUGUUCCAGAGUUCUUGCCCCUUGUCAGCUGACAUUUUGUUGACUGACACUGCUAUUUUUAAAUGUGGUUUGCAUUUAGUUUAAAAUACUUCUAAAUAUUGACAAUGUAAUUGUGCCUUCAAUGUAGAAACUCACUGUACAAAAUCUACACAUAAGAUAUACUGAUUUCCUACCAUACUGUUUGUACAGUAUGCUUCUUCAUUCCUGACGCUGUUAUUUCAGUGUGUAGUGUGCAAUAUUGGUUACUUUUCCCUAUUUGAUCUAAACUAUCAAAUUGAAGCACUUUCAUGUUGUACAAAAUUGUGGCUGACACCUGCGUUUGCUCUUUAAGAAUGUGUUUUGAGAAAUAAAAAGAUUGAAUAGCUGCUA